CAAUGAAAAGGAAACAAUACCAUUCCUAUUUCCUACUAGUCCUAUAGUUAACAUAGAGAGAGAGAGAGAGAGAGAGAGAGAGAGAAUGAGUGGAGUAGGGAAGACGGUGUGCGUGACGGGAGCGUCAGGGUACAUAGCUUCGUGGAUUGUCAAGUUCUUGCUCCAACGCGGUUACACUGUCAAAGCCUCUGUUCGCGACCCCAGCGAUCCUAAGAAGAUAGAGCACUUACUUUCACUUGACGGUGCUAAAGAGAGACUUCAUUUGUUUAAAGCAAACCUACUUGAAGAAGGUUCCUUUGAUGCUGCUGUUGAUGGCUGUAUAGGGGUUUUUCAUACAGCAUCUCCGUUUUAUCAUGAUGUCAAGGACCCCCAGGUAGAAUUGAUUGAUCCGGCUUUGAAGGGAACGCUGAAUGUUCUUGGGUCGUGUGCAAAAGCCCCAUCUAUCAAAAGGGUGGUGUUGACAUCCUCUGUUGCAGCAGUGGCAUAUAAUGGUAGGCCUCGAACACCGGAAGUUGUAGUUGAUGAGAGUUGGUUUUCUGAUCCAGAAGUAUGCAAGCAUGAUAAGAUGUGGUAUGUGCUAUCAAAGACUUUAGCAGAGGAUGCUGCCUGGAAAUUUGUGAAAGAAAAGGGUAUUGAUAUGGUUGCAAUAAAUCCAGCAAUGGUUAUUGGUCCUCUGUUGCAGCCAACACUCAAUACAAGUGCUGCUGCAAUAUUGAACGUAAUAAAUGGUUCGAAAACAUUUAUUAAUGCUUCAUUUGGGUGGGUUAAUGUCAAAAAUGUUGCCAAUGCACAUGUUCAAGCAUUUGAAAUUCCUUCAGCUAAUGGAAGAUAUUGCAUGGUUGAGAGAGUUGUACACUUCUCCGGAAUUGUUGAGAUACUCCAUAAGCUUUAUCCUGAUUUUCAACUUCCAGAAAAGUGCGCAGAUGACAAUCCAUAUGUACCGACUUACCAGGUAUCCAAGGAAAGAGCAAAAAGCUUAGGCAUUGAAUUCAUCCCCCUCGAGGAGAGCAUCAAGGAAACAGUCGAAAGCUUGAAGGAGAAGAAACUUUUCAGCCAUUGAGUCGUGGCGGAAGCUAUCAGGAACUAUUAUCAGUAGAAUAAAAUGGAUGUGAGACAGGUUGGGUCAUUCAUGUGUCUCUAUCUUGUUUCUCCUGACUAGAGCAAUAAGAAAACGAAAUGGUCUCCAUUUUGUGUUGUAACAUUUGCCCCAAAAGUUUGGAACCUUUCUUUGGACUGCAGUAUUGGUUUGGUAGAAUUGAGUUGAAACCUCA
Messenger RNA from Rhododendron vialii, 1271 nucleotides. RefSeq names its product phenylacetaldehyde reductase-like. The transcript has 6 exons. NCBI's taxonomy places the organism in Eukaryota, Viridiplantae, Streptophyta, Magnoliopsida, Ericales, Ericaceae. Bases 86 to 1060 code for a protein of 324 amino acids. Gene Ontology annotation, molecular function: oxidoreductase activity, acting on the CH-OH group of donors, NAD or NADP as acceptor. The record is from RefSeq and is a predicted model, not a curated record.